AUGGCCAACCCGCCAGAUUCACCAGCGCCUUCGCUGUGUCUCCUGAGGACCCUCCACCCAUCCACAUCGGGGCCGACAAGGUCAUGGCAAUCCACCUCACAUCCCGACCCGUCUACACCACUGCUGGCGACAGCCUCUGCAGAUAAGACAGUCAACGUCUGGAGUCUGCGAGAUUUCUCUCUCGUGUCCACCGUCAGCGGCGGUCACAAGCGCAGUGUCCGCACCGUCGACUGGAAGGACUUCGGGCGGGCGGCAAGAGGACCUCGGUCCGAGAGAAAACCCGUCGUGCUGGGCACAGGCAGCUUCGAUGCCAACGUUGGGGUGUGGGUCUGGAACGAUGACCGCCGAUGGGCGCGGUUCAAGGAUGUCGAGGAGGAGGAAUCUUUCCAAGGCAAACAGAAUGAUGAACUGCAGGCAUGGGAUGGAGAUGGCAAGAACAAGAACAGCAGCAGCUCAGCAGUAGGCGACGACAGCGCAAUGACGGACGAUCUGGCAACAGACCUCACAAAUGACGAGCAAGACCAGGACGAGGACGACGAGGAAUGGCAUUUCUCCACCCUCCUGACCGGCCCAGAUUCAGAGAUCAAAUCGAUCGCCUUUGCACCUCCCCACUACCCUGCAAACUGGCUGGCCACGAGCUCGCGAGACAAAUCCGUCUGGAUCUGGGAGGAAGUCGAGCCCGAGGAGUGGGAAACAAUCGCCGUCUUAAGCGAGCACACCGGCGACGUCAAAUGCGUCAGUUGGUGCGCAGGCGCAAGAAAAGGCGACCCUCUUGGCGACAGUGGCAGGAAAGCGAAGCGGCGGAAAUUGGCCAACGGAGCUGCCAACGAUGGGGACAUCAACAUGGCUGAGGGAGACUCGCACACUAAUGGCGCAGCACUAGCUGACCGAAGCUAUCCAGAGGCCGAGCUGGGGACAACAGACACUGACGACGACACUAUCCUCGGGUCACGCGACAUCCUCGCGAGUGGCUCCUACGACGACACGAUCCGACUGUGGCGCGAUGUUGAGGAGGAAGGCGACUGGAUCUGUGUCGGCGUCAUCACCGACCACAAAGGCACCGUUUGGGACGUCAAAUGGGAGCCACACAUCAACUACUCUACACUCGACCUGGUGCUGCUACAGGACUCCAGUGCACCACCGAGCGUAGAUCAAAAAGCAAUGAUCACAGAAUUCGAAAACGACUGGGAACCCCGCCUGAUCUCGUGCUCCGAUGACCUCACAGUGCGGAUCUUCCGACGCGAGCUCAACGACGCAGAGAAAGCGAAAAAGCAGCAGAACCGCAUGCAACAACCAUCAUCCAUGGACAGCUCCAUCCCAAUGGGGUUCGCCAGCUCCCGCCUACCCAGCGUGAUCCGGCCGAUGAGCAGCAUGGAGUACUGGAAGCAGGAGGCGAUCCUGCCGGAGGUGCACGUACGCAGCGUCUACGCCGUCGACUGGUCUCGCAACACGGGUCUGGUCGUGACUUGCGGCGGUGACGGCACGAUUGCUGUCUACAAGGAAGUUCCUGUCGUUGAAACGGAUGCUGCCGCGCACCAGGAAGAUACCGACAUGAACGGCGUGACACCGCACCAUCCGAGCGCCGAGGAGGCGGAAGACCACGCCCUUGCACAGCCCGCGGAGCCGUACAAGCUGCACAAGACCAAGUGGAUCGUCGUCGCGCUCAUCGAGGCCGCGCACGAUGAGUUCGAGGUCAACCAUGUCUGCUGGGCUGUGCGCAGGGAUAAAGAGCGCAGGUUCGAUGGCGAAGAGGUCGUCGUUUCCACCGGCGAUGAGGGCGGUGUCAGGAUUUGGACACUGCCAGACGGCGUGGUGGACGGGCCUUGA
Molecule: messenger RNA, 1827 nt
Organism: Exophiala aquamarina CBS 119918
Lineage: Eukaryota; Fungi; Ascomycota; Eurotiomycetes; Chaetothyriales; Herpotrichiellaceae
Exons: 1
Coding region: 1-1827 (608 amino acids)
Biological process (GO): iron-sulfur cluster assembly
Cellular component (GO): cytosolic [4Fe-4S] assembly targeting complex
Molecular function (GO): protein binding
Source: RefSeq, a predicted model, not a curated record